AUGGAGGAGAUUUUGGCUGGAUUGCGUGAAAGUGGGGUCCGAUAUUUGUUGGCUUCGCGUGAUGGGUAUCUGACUUCAAUUGCACGUGGCGGUGGUGUUGGUGCCGAUGAUGAGAUAGGUGUACCCAUGAUUACAUUUCCAUUUUAUUUUGAUCAAAUUCCAAACAGAAAACUGAUUGUAGAUGAUCUAAAAGUUGGAACCAAAGUCACAAACGAGUUUGGAGCAAAAGCUGUGGUCAAAAGGGAUGAAGUUGAAAAGAUUGUGAAGAAGUUCAUGAACAUAAAUGAAGCAGCAGAAGAUAAUGUUAGUGAAGCUAAGGAGAUGAGAAGAAGAUCAAGUGAACUCAAGGAGAUGUGUAGAAGAGCAUUGGCUAAAGGUGGUUCAUCCGACACCAACAUGGACGCUUUUAUCCAAGAGAUCCUUCAAAUCCAUGGUAACUAUUAG
Messenger RNA from Papaver somniferum (opium poppy), 444 nucleotides. RefSeq names its product UDP-glycosyltransferase 87A1-like. The transcript has 2 exons. The coding region runs from base 1 to 444 and encodes 147 amino acids. The record is from RefSeq and is a predicted model, not a curated record. Lineage: Eukaryota; Viridiplantae; Streptophyta; Magnoliopsida; Ranunculales; Papaveraceae.